Messenger RNA from Alligator sinensis (Chinese alligator), 581 nucleotides. RefSeq names its product signal recognition particle 9 (gene SRP9). Gene Ontology annotation, molecular function: 7S RNA binding. The record is from RefSeq and is a predicted model, not a curated record. Gene Ontology annotation, cellular component: signal recognition particle, endoplasmic reticulum targeting. Bases 281 to 538 code for a protein of 85 amino acids. NCBI's taxonomy places the organism in Eukaryota, Metazoa, Chordata, Crocodylia, Alligatoridae. Gene Ontology annotation, biological process: SRP-dependent cotranslational protein targeting to membrane; negative regulation of translational elongation. The transcript has 4 exons.
AGCGGCGCCCCGGUCCCGCCGGAUGGAUGCGUCUUCUUCCCCAACUGCCGGUCUGCGCUGGCGGGGAGGUGUGGGAAGAACCUUUAAACAACGUGCUCUGCGAUUGGACCUACCUUUGCAGGAGCACCAAUAGGACGGCGCAUUACUGAGCUCGCCCGGUGGUGUCUUGGUGAGGGGGCAGCGCGGUGGUGCGGGGUCGCCAUGCCGCAUUACCAGACCUGGGAAGAGUUCACGCGCGCCGCUGAGAAGCUCUACCUCGCCGACCCCAUGAAGGACAAGCAUGCAGAGUUGGCUUGAGAAGGGCUGUGACAAGAUCAACCCCCCCGCCCACAGUCUGGUUCUGGAGGAGGUGCGUGUGGUUCUUAAAUAUCGCCACUGUGAUGGGAACCUUUGUAUCAAAGUAACAGAUGAUGUCGUUUGUCUGCUAUAUAGAACAGACCAGGCUCAAGAUGUAAAGAAGAUAGAGAAAUUCCACAGUCAGCUGAUGCGACUUAUGGUAGCUAAGGAAUCCCGCAGUGCUGCUAUGGAAACGGACUGAUUUGCUUUGAAUGCUCCGGUCAUAUUUCGCAGGAAGAAAAUAU